CAACAUCUUCUCCACCUGACGCAGGGAGUUCAGCAAGUCAGCGAUGGAGGGACACUCCUGUAGAGGGGAAGAGGGCAGUAAAUGAUUCAUCCCUCCUCCUCCCCCCACUGUGGAGCAUGAGAUGGUACGACCCGCUGCCUUACUCAGCGGUCACCUCUUUCUCUCUCAGUGAGGAUUCAGCAUCAGUCCUACAUUCAGAAGCACCGGGGUUUAUCUCUCCUCCUCCUCCUCUUCCUCUUCAUCUUCUUCUCUUGUUAUGACCCAUUUCAGGAGCGACUGCCACAGAGACAGAUACGUGGGGAUGAACGGUGAGCUGAGAGUUGGUCGCAACAUGACAGCGAAGAGAGGAAACAGCGCCCCCGACAGAUCGGACUAUGAGGUGGAGUUUGACAGAUAUCCUGAAGACCACUACAGCAGCAGGGUGUAUGACUACCAGCGUGUCCCCUCCUCGGUCCCCGUGGAUCCCAGUCCAGUCAAACGGUCCCGCCCUUCCUCCUCCUCCUCCUCCUCCUCCUCGUCCACGGCGGCUCUGAGGAGGAAGAGCAGCAGAGCGUCCAGCAGGAGCAACAACAUGCACGGCUCCUCCUCCUCCUCUGACAGCAAAUUGAAGAUGGCAGAGCUCCUCGCCAUAAAGAGGGAGCUGACAGUGAUAAAGGUGCAGAUCGACGGCCUGUUGGACUGUGUAGACAAGAUGGACAGACAGAGGAAGGACUGCACAGAGUGUAUUCAGAGUGUGUGUGACUCUCCUCAUAGAGGUUCAGUCAGCAGCCUGGAGAGAGAAAGUCCAGAACCAGGAGAGGCCAGCGAGGAGGAACCUCUGAACUACAACCACUACUACCCCCACAACUACUCCCACAGGAUAAAAGAACAUCAGUCUGACCUCGAGGACGAUCUGUGAUUCUGCUACACAGAAUCUGGAGCUUGGAUCAGUUGCAGCUCGGUUGGAAGAUUGGUCAAGAAGUUUGUGGCAACAUGAACUGUAUUGGUCUGACUCUCCUCCAUCCCUGAAUCCGUCUCAUUUCACCUCUGAUUUUCUGCACAAACUCCUGCUCUGACUUCUUACUGCAGAUUUAGGAAAACCAGGUUUCUACUCCUGAUCAGUCACAGACCUGGUGUCAGUUCUAACAUAUUCCUACAUUGGACAUUACUGUUGAAAUUCUGUGUUUUUAUCCAGAACCUGAACAUGGAUUUGUCAAGUUUGAGAUGCAUUUCAUUCAGCCUUUUCAGAACAAAACCCAAAUGAUCUGCAGUCACUUUCGUCAGACCUGAAAAAGAAAAGCAGCUAUUCUUUUUUUUACCCUCUUUAGUGGUUCUAUUCUGCAACUUGAAAAUAAACAGCUCUGCCAUCAAGAAGCACAUUAUUUAUGAACUAUGUUUGGCAGUCUUUUAUGCUCUUUGCUUCUUUUAUCACAUUAUCCUCUGAACCCAAAUUAAAGAAGACAAAACCCCUUAUAAGACGAGGUAGGCCAGUAUUAAAUCCAUUUAUCACCCUCACCUCCUCCCAUGUUUAACUCCUCUCUGAUUUAUGUAAAUAAAGUCAGCAUGGCAGCAGCUGGUAGCUCCUUAUCACACCCUUUAUUUUCAUCAGCUCUCCUCUCAUUAUGUCUGCAGAUGUGAACAGAAACAUCAUAUGGUUCUGUGUUGAAGGCUCAGUGAACACGCUUUUAUGACUCUCCUGGAGAAUUACAGCCUAAUUCAGUGAGUAAAUGUGUCAUAAAUUAUAUAAACUGACUCUGACAGUUCCCUAAACGUGAUUUUAAUCCUAAUAAAACUUGCAUAUAGUGGGAAGACUGGAUUAUUCCACAGUGAAACAAUAAUUUCACACCAGUUCAAUUUAUCAGCUAAACUGUUCUGGUUUGACAGCAUGGUUCCUAUCCUACGCUAUAAAAGAGCAAAGUGUCUCCCUCAGAUUUUCCACCUUGCACAGUUUUCCUUUAGAU
Messenger RNA from Cheilinus undulatus (humphead wrasse), 1940 nucleotides. Its product is annotated as RNA-binding Raly-like protein. Bases 257 to 898 code for a protein of 213 amino acids. Lineage: Eukaryota; Metazoa; Chordata; Actinopteri; Labriformes; Labridae. The record is from RefSeq and is a predicted model, not a curated record. The transcript has 9 exons.